Aureobasidium musti is the source of this 1125-nucleotide messenger RNA. NCBI's taxonomy places the organism in Eukaryota, Fungi, Ascomycota, Dothideomycetes, Dothideales, Saccotheciaceae. The record is from the annotation of a GenBank genome assembly.
CUACAAGCAUCGACACGACUAAUAGCACUGGUCACGAUCGCAUCUUUCACCUUCACACAAACCACUCACGCUCAAACGACAAGCAGCUGCAACCCAACACAACAAAAUGGCUGUCCUGCUGAUCCAGCACUUUCAAAAUCAAUCAAUGUCGACUUUACCUCUGGCGAAUCGAACCAAUUCACAGCAUCCGGCUCACCAACAUAUGACUCCNNGAAUGGUGUAUCAUUUACGGUCGCUCAGUCAGGCGAUGCACCUAUGCUUACAUCGAAUUGGUACAUCAUGUUUGGCAAGGUCGAAGUGAAGAUGAGAGCUGCUCCUGGACAGGGAAUAGUCAGCAGCUGCGUGCUACAAUCAGAUGACCUGGAUGAGAUUGAUUGGGAAUGGGUUGGAAACCAGCAAGAUCAAGUACAAUCCAUCUACUUUCGGAAAGGUGAUGCUUCGACAUCCGGUCGUGCCGCGGCUUUCCACAUGGACAAUCCUACGGAAGACUUUCAUACCUAUACGAUUGACUGGACAUCAACGGAGCUGGUCUGGCAGGUGGAUGGUAAGACGCAGCGUGCAUUGAAAGCCACCGAUGCUGGUGACCAAUAUCCUCAGACGCCUAUGAUGAUCAAGCUUGGUAUAUGGAGUGGUGGUGAUUCGUCGAAUGCUCCUGGCACAGUCGCGUGGGCAGGAGGCAGUACCGACUAUGCAGCAGGUCCUUAUACGAUGGUAGUUCAGUCCAUCUCAGUCACGGACUACUCGACCGGCAAGUCUUACACAUACUCAGACCAGACCGGAAGUUGGACAAGUAUCAAAGCAGCUGGAGGGUCAAUCAACGGAGGCUCGACGAAUGUUGAUACUUCGGCACCUGCGAUCACUUCGGUUGUAAGCGGUGCCGUUCCAUUUGAAGGGACUCAUCGCACCUGGUCUUCGGUCUCGACCCCAGGUAUCGGCAACUGGAGAGCCACGGCGUCCGGCAUGACCAGCACGGUAGCCACCACAUACCCCGGACUACCCAGCGGAUGGACAGUAAACGGCUCUGGCAAAGUUGUUCCUCCAAGCAAAGCCACCACAGUUUCGAUACCUCUCCGUAUGGUUCUGCUCCUCAGCUGCAGUCUCUCUUUGGGUUUUGCCAUGGGAUUC